AGGAAGCAGAGUCGCCAUUUUAGCACUGGAGGUAGAAGAAACAUCGGUAUUUUUGGAAACUGUCAAAUAACCUGCCCCCGAUAUGGACUCGAAUGUAGUAGGGUCGAAUCGGGUUGUGCGGGCAAGUAUGGUGGAGGGUGUCGGGGCCCGAGUAGCCCGAGGACCAGACUGGAAAUGGGGCAAACAAGACGGAGGUGAGGGUCAUGUUGGUACGGUGAGGAACUUCGAAUCCCCCGAAGAAGUGGUCGUAGUGUGGGAUAAUGGAACUGCGGCUAAUUACAGAUGUGCUGGAGCUUACGAUCUCAGAACUUUGGACAGUGCACCAACAGGAAUCAAGCAUGAUGGAACCAUGUGUGACACCUGCCGGCAACAACCCAUAUUUGGGAUUCGUUGGAAAUGUGCAGAAUGCUCGAAUUAUGAUCUGUGUUCAGUCUGUUACCAUGGAGACAAGCAUAAUCUCAGGCACAGGUUCUAUAGAAUUAACACACCAGGGAGUGAAAGAGUUUUGGUGGAACCUAGGAGGAAAAGUAAGAAAAUCACAGCUAGAGGGAUAUUUCCUGGAGCUCGUGUUGUGCGAGGAGUUGACUGGCAGUGGGAAGACCAAGAUGGAGGAAAUGGAAGGAGAGGAAAAGUUACUGAAAUACAAGACUGGAGUGCAGCAAGUCCUAGGAGUGCUGCCUAUGUCAUCUGGGAUAAUGGUGCCAAGAAUUUAUACAGGGUUGGAUUUGAAGGAAUGGCUGACCUUAAGGUUGUCAAUGAUGCCAAAGGAGGGUCUUUCUACAGAGACCAUUUACCUCUGCUAGGUGAAGCAGGUGCUGGGUCAAGGUCGGGUGCUAGUGGGUUUGCCAUCAAUGAUCAAGUCAAUGUGGACCUGGAUCUAGAGAUAGUUCAGUCCUUACAGCAUGGACAUGGGGGCUGGACAGAUGGGAUGUUUGAGUGUUUGGGAACAACAGGGACAGUGGUAGGGAUAGAUGAGGACCAUGACAUUGUUGUGUCAUAUCCAAGUGGAAAUAGGUGGACAUUUAACCCAGCAGUUCUUACCAAGGUGAAUACCAUCAGCUCCAUAUCUGCUUCCACAGAAUCUGUCAACACCAGUUUGCAGUUUGCAGUGGGUGACCUGGUGCAGAUCUGUAGUGACACAGAGAGGAUCAAAGUAUUACAGAGAGGGCAUGGGGAAUGGGCUGAGGCCAUGAUGCCAACACUAGGCAAGAUUGGCCGAGUACAGCAGAUCUAUCAUGACAAUGACUUGAAGGUAGAAGUGUGUGGGACAUCAUGGACAUAUAACCCAACAGCUGUAACCAAAGUGGCAUCUGCAGAUGGAGCCACUGUAGGAAACUCUUCAGGAGAACGUUUGAGUGCUCUGUUGAAGAAGUUGUUUGAGACUCAUGUGUCAGGAGACAUAAAUGAAGAGUUGGUGAAAGCCGCCGCUAAUGGUGAUGCUCAGAAGUGUGAAGAGAUUCUGCAGAGGACAGAAUCUGAUCCCAAUGGAGUAUUUGCUGGACACACUGCACUACAAGCAGCAUCCCAAAAUGGCCAUGUUGAAGUCAUCAAGACACUGAUGAAGUAUGACUUGGAUAUGGAAAUAGAGGACAAAGAUGGUGACAGGGCUGUGCAUCAUGCAGCAUUUGGUGAUGAGCCGUCAGUGGUUGACAUGCUCCAUAGAGGGGGUGCUGAUCUCAAUGCCAGGAACAAGAGGAGACAAACUCCACUCCACAUUGGGGUCAAUAAAGGUCACAUCGGUGUGGUGAAAAUGUUACUGGAGCUGGGCUGUCACCCUAGCUUACAGGAUUCUGAAGGCGACUCGGCUAUUCAUGAUGCUAUCAGCAAGAAGAGAGAUGACAUGAUCAGCCUGCUGCUGGAGUAUGGUGCAGACAUCACGCUGACCAAUAACAAUGGCUUCAAUGCUUUACACCACGCAGCUCUGAGAGGAAAUCCCAG
Messenger RNA from Lingula anatina, 1938 nucleotides. RefSeq names its product E3 ubiquitin-protein ligase MIB1-like. Gene Ontology annotation, cellular component: cytoplasm. The record is from RefSeq and is a predicted model, not a curated record. Gene Ontology annotation, biological process: endocytosis; protein ubiquitination; Notch signaling pathway. Gene Ontology annotation, molecular function: protein binding; zinc ion binding; ubiquitin-protein transferase activity. Lineage: Eukaryota; Metazoa; Brachiopoda; Lingulata; Lingulida; Lingulidae.